Molecule: messenger RNA, 740 nt
Organism: Brassica oleracea var. oleracea
Lineage: Eukaryota; Viridiplantae; Streptophyta; Magnoliopsida; Brassicales; Brassicaceae
Product: NADH dehydrogenase [ubiquinone] iron-sulfur protein 4, mitochondrial
Exons: 5
Coding region: 78-542 (154 amino acids)
Biological process (GO): electron transport chain
Source: RefSeq, a predicted model, not a curated record
CCCUUCACCGUUUUUCAUUAAAAAAAGAGAAAAUCGCAAAGCUCUUGGGGGAGUUUCUAGAUUUCUCCAUUUGUGUGAUGAUGGCGCUUCGUGCUACUCAAUCGACUGCUCGUAUGGCGGCGACGCUGCGUCGCGUAGCUAGGCCUUUCUCAACGGACGCGGUGGUGGAGUCGGAUUACAAGCGUGGGGAGAUCGGUAAGGUCUCGGGAAUCCCCGAGGAGCAUCUUUCCCGCAAGGUGAUAAUUUACUCACCAGCUCGAACUGCGACCCAGCAAGGAUCUGGCAAACUUGGCAAAUGGAAGAUCAACUUCCUCUCCACCUUAAAGUGGGAGAAUCCGUUGAUGGGAUGGACCUCUACAGGUGACCCUUAUGCCAACGUUGGUGACUCCGCUCUUUCUUUUGAUUCUGAGGAUGCUGCCAAGUCCUUUGCUGACCGUCAUGGCUGGGAUUAUACUGUCAAGAAGCCCAAAACCCCACUGCUGAAGCCUAAGUCUUACUCGGACAACUUCAAGUGGAAAGGCAAUCCUCAGCCUGAGAAGUGAUCUUCUUCUUCCUUCGUUUCUGGAGAGAACCCUCAUUUGAUAAAUAAAUAAAUAAAAAGCUCUCGUGGUUUACUUCUUAUUUUACCAUCUCUGAACUUUAUUAUCCAUGGUUGGAUUCUUUUUGUAUGUUUUUCUUACCAUAACAAUAAUAUGAUAUGAAAUGAUGGUGAUAAAAUAAUAAACACUCUUCUGAUAUUU